Molecule: messenger RNA, 324 nt
Organism: Trichoderma gamsii
Lineage: Eukaryota; Fungi; Ascomycota; Sordariomycetes; Hypocreales; Hypocreaceae
Exons: 1
Coding region: 1-324 (107 amino acids)
Source: RefSeq, a predicted model, not a curated record
AUGGAGGCACAUGUUGCCUCAAUGCUACCACCACGCAUGCCGCAUUGGGUAAUCAAAGGUAUACAGGUACUGUGUCGUCCUUCACGAUGCUUGGACUUGCUACAAGCCUCACUCAGCCCACCGUAUUAUAUUGUGGAAAUGCGCAAAGACGUCUGUCACCAGGCGCCCGUUUUGCAGAAGUAUCUGGGAUUUGACUUCCAUCAAUCACAAACGACAUGCAGCGGUAGCAACAACAUCAAGACCGUCAUCACCGCAAACCCACCGCCACUUGGUGCCUUACAAGAGCUCGCCGGACUGGGCCUCGUCUCAGCGCCAUCGCUUUAG